AAAAAAAAAAAAGGCGCUCCUCCGGACGCUGCUUAGUCUUGCUGAUAUAUACUAAGACAAGGUGGAAACCCAAAGAAUCUCUUUUGGUAAUGGGCGGAGCUGCUCAAAGCAAUGGCACCGGACCAAGUAGCACACUCAAGCCCUUCAAAUUCGAGCACCUUCCACUCGGCUCUAUAAAAGCUUCAGGAUGGCUUCAAGAUCAGCUUCAACUCUCUGCGGAUGGCCUGGCUGGUCAUCUCUUUGAUUUCUAUCGCUAUGUUCAGCGGUCAACGUGGCUUGGUGGAGAUUAUGAGUACAGCGAGCUCAAUGAAGCUGCUCCUUAUUGGUUUAAUGGCAUCGUGCCUCUGGCGUGGACUCUGGAUGAUGAGCGGCUGAAGGCACAAGCGCGGCAUUUUCUUGACUAUACAUUGGAUCACCAGGCUGAGGAUGGCUGGCUAGGACCUGAAUCAACAAGGCAAACAAGAGGAAUGUGGGCACGGGCAUUGUUGUUUUUUGGCCUUACACAAUAUGCAGAAGCAGAUCUCAGCCAGACCGAUCGGAUUGUGACUGCGAUGCACAAGUUUGUUAGACUUGCUCAUACCAUGCUAAAGGCGAACUUUACGGGUGUGAUCGAAGACAAGUCUCAGAAAGACAACUUCGAUCCUUUCGGCUUUGGGCUAUCCCGCACCCAUGAGCUUCCAACGAGCCUGAUGUGGCUACUCGAGAAGCAUCCACGAGACAACUCAGCUGUAAUCACCGAGACCAUCGAUCUCAUGUUCGAAGCCGGACGAAAGGGCAAUCGAGACUGGACCACCUUUUUUGUCGAUGGCGUGUUUCCCAAAGUCGGCACGCCUGGAUUUAAGACCAGUGGUUUCACUCAUGGUGUCAAUCUUGCGGAAGGUCUCCGAUAUCCCACAGCUCUCUACCGUCGAACGGGUAACGAGAGCCUUGUCCAACAGACGCGUGAUGCGGUUAAUAUGACCACUGCAUAUCAAACAUCUUUGUCAGGCACCAUUAUAGGUGACGAGCAUCUCGGUGGCUUGAGUCCGCAACGAGGUUCCGAGCUGUGCAUGGCUGUCGAGUCGAUGUUCUCUUACGCGUACCUAUAUCGAUUCCAUGGGGUUAAUGAGUAUGCGGACAGGGCAGAGCUGGCUGCUUUUAAUGCUUUGCCAGUUGCCAUUAGUGCAGACUGGUGGUCACAUCAAUACGUGACGCAGACGAAUCAACCAUGGUCAAGAAACUUGACCGCUAAGCCCUUCUUCAACGUGGUCUCCUACGGCAAUACAUACGGCCUGGAGCCAAAUUUUCCUUGUUGCACAGUCAAUCAUCCUCAAGGGUACCCCAAGUAUGUUGCAAGUUCGUUUGUUCAGCAAGGACAGGACACUCUCGUUCACAUACUGCUCGGUCCAACGUCAGUGGAAACCUCGCUCCAUGGCUGCAAGAUCCGUAUUGACUGCGAGACGAAUUAUCCAUUCUCCGAGGACCUCAGGUAUUCCAUUGACGCGGACUGCGAUUUCAAUUUCGCUGUCCGCAUUCCUACAUGGACCAGUUGGUCAUUGAAUUCUCCAUCUGUCUCCCUCAGUAAGUCCUCGUCCAGCUCGGUCAAGGUUGACAGUGCCGGAUUACAUCAUGUCGCCAUCCAGAAAGGUAAAACGCAGCUGGGAGUCCAUUUGCCGAUGGAGAUCCACACAGUAACACGAAACGGCUCGGUGGGGAUCUACCACGGACCUCUGCUGUAUGCUCUCGACAUAGCUCAUACAACCUCAUCGCACCAACCACUCAAUUGGACAGACCGAACCCCACUACCCGCUGAAGAGGUGUGUCCGAAAUGCAAAGAUCAUGUUCUCGAGCCCACGGCCCGUUGGCAGUAUGCAAUCGAUCCCUCUACGAUCCGGCUCGAGCGAUCAAAUGACAGCCUUGCAAAUCCAGUGUGGACAACGGGAGCUCAGCCAGGUGCAUUGUGGGUAGAUGGGUAUGCUAUCGAUUGGCCUGUGACCAUGGACUCUGCAGAUCUUCCACCGCUGAAUCCGAAGGUGAAGCGCGCAGAUAAGACGAGUCUGAAGUUGAUACCUUUUGGCGCGGCGAAAGUUCAUAUUGCCCAGUUUCCAGUUGCGGACGUUGAGGAUUGAGAUGCGAUCGUGGUGAUUUGGGAGUUUAUUUAAGAAGGACUUGACCUGUAGAAGUAAUUGCUUAGGGAACACUAUCC
This is a messenger RNA of Verruconis gallopava, 2185 nucleotides long. RefSeq lists its product as hypothetical. The transcript has 5 exons. NCBI's taxonomy places the organism in Eukaryota, Fungi, Ascomycota, Dothideomycetes, Venturiales, Sympoventuriaceae. Bases 90 to 2108 code for a protein of 672 amino acids. The record is from RefSeq and is a predicted model, not a curated record.